This is a messenger RNA of Gavialis gangeticus (Gharial), 3886 nucleotides long. RefSeq names its product U2 small nuclear RNA auxiliary factor 1 (gene U2AF1). Gene Ontology annotation, biological process: mRNA splicing, via spliceosome. The record is from RefSeq and is a predicted model, not a curated record. The transcript has 9 exons. Gene Ontology annotation, molecular function: metal ion binding; pre-mRNA 3'-splice site binding. Bases 79 to 867 code for a protein of 262 amino acids. Lineage: Eukaryota; Metazoa; Chordata; Crocodylia; Gavialidae. Gene Ontology annotation, cellular component: spliceosomal complex; U2AF complex.
AGCGAGCUCUUUCCGGCGCGUUGCGUGUGACGCACUCGGUCGGCGCCGGGCUGGCCGGCGGUCGGCGAGCGGCAGGAGAUGGCGGAGUAUCUGGCCUCCAUCUUCGGGACCGAGAAGGACAAAGUCAACUGUUCAUUUUAUUUCAAAAUUGGAGCUUGUCGUCAUGGAGACAGAUGUUCUCGAUUACACAAUAAGCCAACAUUUAGCCAGACCAUCUUGAUUCAAAACAUCUAUCGUAACCCCCAAAACAGUGCACAGACGGCUGACGGCUCACACUGUGCUGUGAGCGAUGUUGAGAUGCAGGAACAUUAUGAUGAAUUCUUUGAGGAGGUCUUCACAGAAAUGGAAGAGAAGUAUGGGGAAGUUGAGGAGAUGAAUGUUUGUGAUAACCUUGGAGAUCAUCUAGUUGGAAAUGUGUAUGUCAAGUUUCGUCGUGAAGAAGAUGCAGAAAAAGCUGUGAUUGACCUGAACAACCGUUGGUUUAAUGGGCAGCCAAUUCAUGCUGAGCUCUCUCCUGUGACUGACUUCAGAGAAGCUUGCUGCCGUCAAUAUGAAAUGGGAGAGUGCACACGAGGAGGCUUCUGUAACUUUAUGCAUUUGAAGCCCAUUUCUCGAGAAUUGCGACGUGAGUUAUAUGGACGUCGUCGUAAGAAGUGGCAAAGGAAAGUGAACGUCACAGAAUGGCAAGAAGCUUCUGAUAAACUGGUGAAUGUGAAGCAUAGAUCCAGGUCAAGGUCCCGUGAACGUCGUUCUAGAUCCAGAGAUCGUGGUCGUGGUGGCGGUGGCGGUGGCGGCGGAGGAGGAGGUGGAGGACGGGAACGUGAUAGGAGGCGGUCAAGAGACCGUGAAAGAUCUGGUCGAUUCUGAGCCAUGCCAUUUUUACUGUAUGUCUGCUAGAAAGUGGUGUAGUUUGACCAAACAAGUUCGUAAUGAGAUUUUUUUUUAAAGAAGGGCUUCUGAAUAAAAACUUGUAGUGAUACAGUAUUCUUUGUGUAACUUGUUUCUUGUGGGGGAAGUCUUUUUAACUGUCAUUCCUCUAUCUUGACAAAUACCUGGAAUUAACUAUGCUUGAGUUAAAAGGUGGCAAUUGUAUUAGAGGUGUGCCAGUCUUUACAUUCAGGUAUGAAUUGAACUGUUAAUGAAAAUGCAUGUAUAUAAUAUAAAUUAUAUACAUGGGGGGACAAAUAUACUGCUUAAGAAAGUUACCCACCUAAAUUUUCCUUUUCUGCUAUGCUGUCUGCUUAUUUAGGUUAGUUUAGGCACACUUAAAGGAAGGCUGUGUGAAGUGCUUUUAUUUACCCAAUAGAAAUGCUUAGUUACAAAAUAUGUAUGUUUGUUUGUUACUAGAAGUCUGUGCACUGUCUAUCACUGUGACUGUGGCAUUUACAAUAAAUCCAGUUCUUUGGUGUAAAAUCUAAAGCCUAUUCUCUAAGCACUGCAGAGUAGCUGAGUUACUACUCUUGGCUUUGCCAGAAUUCAUAGUUAAAUUUUACUCGGGAUUCUAUACAUACAUGCACACACACUUCUUGAAUAAUAGCUUAGAAAGAAAAUGUAUCUAGUGUAGUGUGUAACUUUAAAAUUAUGAAGUGUCCUCUAGUAAGUCAGCACGUUAUGAUGCCAGAAUGCAUGUACCAUGCAGCAGGGUAAUUUCUGGAUAAGGAUAUCUAAGAAGAAAAAUUCAAGAAUCGAAGCUGUCUUUUGCUCCAUGGUCCAUUAACUGUUUGAUAAUCAGUAAGUUGGACACCAGUUUAAAGUAGUAUAUCUUCUCUAACUCCCUUGUCACCUCCAAGAUGCCUGAAAUGGGUUCAAAGUAUUUGUCCUACCUAUUGCAUUUAUAGCGCAGCAAGUUAAUGGACAAAGGGUGUAUCUACACAUGCUAUUAAGAUGAUGUGAUAAACUCUGGCUCAGUUUACACGGGAAUCAGCUGCUCCUAGGAGCAAGUAUCUCCAUGUGUGCCUGGUAACAGCUCCGAGGUGACAGGGCACAAGGAAUCAGCCCUGGGCAGCUGUGGCAGUGUCAGGGCUGACCAGUGACAUGAGAGUACUAAAGUGUGGAGCUAGACAGCAGGCAGACCCUGCACCCUUGUGCCCUACCCAGCCUCUGUCACCAUCUGCAUGUGCAUUUUUGCAGAAUUAAGUACUCUGCUGUAAGGUAGUGCUGUCCCCAACAGUACUGUCUUACAGCAGAGUUAAUCUACCACACCCUAAUACCAGUGCACAUGUAGAUGGUGAUGCUUUACUGUAGCACUAAUUAGUCAACUCUGCAAAAUAAGGUGCAUGUGUUUAGAUGCACCCAGAAAGAGCCGUUUUAAUUGCAAGUCUAAUCUGUUUUUUCAUUGCAAUUGUAAAACAUUCUUACAAAUUGAUACAGCAUGUAGAAUACAUAUUUUGUCAUUCAGUGUCUCUUAAAGGCCUUAGAACUAUAACCAAGGAUGCUGGCACAUAUUAAAAGCUAAAUAACUUUUGCAGUUCGCUGACUUUGCAAGCUGCCUAGCCAAAAUUGAAUUCUUGUCUGCUUAUGUAGCAGUUCAAAAAACAGUAUGAAAGUUUGAUCUGUAGGGAGGCUGUCUACAGCCUCCUGGACCUGAAGAAAUACCCAAUUUAACUAUAUAGCUCUCAGGAGGGAGGAAACACUGUCACUGGUGUUUGUAGGUUGUCUUAAAAUUGCCAAAAACACGUGUUUUAAAAAUUUGAGGAACGGCUCUUAAAGUGUAAUAAAUAUGGAAGCAUGGUGAUAGUGACUAUUCACAUUUAGUUCUUAUUUUGUUAGCGCCAAAACCUGAGCCAGAGAGUUGAUUUUAAUUUGCUGGAACUUGGCAUUGUGGACUAGAAACUAGUUCAAUAAUAGUGACAGAGGGAAGUAAGAAUCUUGACUUCUAAAUAAACUUUUGGGCCAGCUCGGAAUGCAAGUUAAACCUAGCCCUGUGCCGAAUGCUUCCACCAACUAGGUUUUGAAGGGUUUUUUUGUUUUGGGGGUUUGUUUUUUUUAAGACUAAUGUCUUAAAAGCAACAGAAUCUUUAAUAUGAUAUAUAAAGAUAUCUUCAUUAUUUAAAUUAUGCUUUUAAGCGCAUUGCAAAUCAGAUCCUAGCUUCCUUUCAUUUGAAGGGCUUCCACACUGCCUGAAAGACCUCAGUGGUGAUAUUGGUACAGACUGAAACCAAGUUAUUGACACAGUCCUUCAUUUGGCCUCUAGGUUGGACAAAGCAUUAACGUAUUCCCACGUUCAGUGAGAUUCAGUAUUGCACUUGUGCCUCUAGGUACACUUCAACGUCCAGCAAAAUCUUCCUCUACAUAUGCAGUGUCUAGCAUAGUAUGGGCAUUGCUGAACUACCAAAAUACGAGUAUUAUAGAACUAUAUAUUGUGUAUAUAAGUACAAAAUACUUAUGCAAUACACUCAGUCUUCAGUCAAGCCUUCCAAUUAAUCUAAUACUGCCUGUUAGUGGUAAAACUUUGAAUGCAAGUUUUCAAAAGGUACAUUUGCUGAUUAUUUACACAAGCCGUCUAAAGCUGCCAAUGAGGCUUAAUAAUUAGAAGAGAGGUUACUUUAUCCCAGCCUACAUUUCCCACAUCUUCAAAGCCUAGAAUAAGAUUAUUUUUUCCAAAGAUACCCAUUUCUCAUACUUGCAAAUGUCAGGAUCUCUUCUGUUGAACAGAAAUGUUAAUUUAUGGAUUUCUUUGACCUCAAAUAAGUGACAGCAUACAGGACCUCCUGAAGUCUGACUAGACCAAUUAAGACUGAUAAUCCCAAGUGGCUUCCUCUUUAUUUGUAUUAGGCUUAUCUGAUUAUUCUGUGAAAUGCUGCUUGCCCAUGAAUAUGAUGUAUUUUAAGCCUGUAACACCAAAUGGAGAUAAUUUGUUCAAAAUAAAGCAUUUUUUUAUACUGAA